This is a messenger RNA of Cuscuta epithymum, 1946 nucleotides long. NCBI's taxonomy places the organism in Eukaryota, Viridiplantae, Streptophyta, Magnoliopsida, Solanales, Convolvulaceae. The record is from the annotation of a GenBank genome assembly.
CGACUUGUUACCGCAGAAUUUUAUUUAUAGAAAAGUCGAUCGUUUUUAUCGUCUCUCACUAAAUGCUCCAUGGAUCCACUCUUGGGCUCCUUCAGUAAUUAGUACUGUCCGAGACCUGACAAUCUCUUUCGCUCUACUCUCUCUAUCUAACCUUUACUUACCUUUAUUUCCCCCCUCUAAUGUUCUGAGUUGCUUCUCCUUCCCAGCCGCACCCCAGCCGCUUUGUACAGUUAGCUCAGGUAAUUGAGCUGUGAUUUGCUUCGUAUUUUCGUGUUAUGAUUCGCUUGGUGUUUUAAUAUUCGUAUGUUUUGAGAGCUAAUUGUUAUGAAUUCAUAUUCUGGAUCUCCUUCAAAUCGGAUAAUUUUAUCAUUUCUAGCACUCGACAGACAGCAAAGUCUGCAAUAGCUUUAAUACCGGUUAGAUAUUUGUGUAGAUCUGUGUUUAUAUUCGGGGGAGCUGAUUUUUCUUCGUUGUAGCUUUACUCUUUGCUUUUUGCGCGUUACUAAAAACAGAUCUGUGAUUGUCUAGUAGUUGUGUGUUCGUACGGUGGAUUGAAAUCUCCAGAUCUGAGGGUGCUUUUGUAAUUAGAAGGGUCAAGAGUGUCAGGUGGCUUGUUUUUAGCCUUUCGGUUUGCUCAAUAUUUCUGUCAAGAUCUAAUCUCCUCUGUCUCCUCAUCUCUCUUAAAAAUCACAAUACUAACCCGAUAAGAUUUGGAUUUUGAUUUCGGUUUUAAUCAUUUAUCCUCACUCCCAUACAUGAGGAAUUUUGUCUGGAGUUUUAAUUAAUCUACAGUUCUUUCCUCUUGUCCAGGAGUUCCUUUUUUUGUUAAAUUUAUUUACUGCAAUUAUCACAAAGGAGAAUAAAUAUGAAUCACUGUGGGAUUCAGCAAAGUGCUCUGGUUUGCCCUAAGCCUCGCCGUCUAGGUCAGCUCAAUGGUGACCUAAACGACCCCGUUAGGCCUUUCAGAUGGUAUUUCUGCAAUCAGCAAGAGGGGUCUGAUUCAAUGGCUGCAGCUGAUAUAUUGGAGGAUAUCAUUCUCAUCAAGGGUGGUUAUCAUGGUGCAGAGCAAGCAACAGGACCACAUCAUGUAGCCUCGUCGCCCCCAUUUUUUUGUGGGUCUCCGCCGAGCAGAGUGUCUAACCCAGUAGUUAUGGAUGCUAGGUUUGGGGAUGAACAGCAUAUGUCUCCGGUUUCGCCUCGAGCAAUCCCAAUCCCCUCCUCCGGUGUUGUUUCGUCUCCGUCAGCAUCCGCUAACCGUAAGGGUGGAUGCGUGCGGGCAAGUUUUGGAAACAACCCGGCAGUGCGGGUCGAGGGUUUUGAUUGUCUCGAUGGGGAUCGGCGUAACUGCAGCAUCCCUGCCCUGGCUUGAGAUGAAGAUACAAUCAUCGCCCCUACCUAAAAACGAAGAGAAGAGAAAGUAAAUACAUCAAGCCAGAUUGACAGGAAUUUUGGAACAUUUUCCAUUACCCAUUGAGAGUAAUUUAAGUUUUUGUUUUGUUUUGCUAAAGAAAGGUCCUUUUGCCCGAGGUAAAUAUGUUAGGAGGGUCUUGUAAUUAGUAGUGGUCUGUCUGUAAGUAUAGAGUAAGCUGAGUGUUGGUUUUAUUAACUAGAAUAAUUAAGAGGAGUUGUAGGAUUUGAUAUUCUGCAUUUUUAGGACACGAGGGAAAACCCUCCAGUGAUAUUAAUGAGUAUAACCUAUGGUGAGCUCAGUUUGGGGCUGUCAUGGGGAUAUCAAUUUCAGUUAUGUGCAGCUCAUUGAAGCGAUUUUUACAUAAACAGAUGGAAAGGUCUAUGUAAUCAAGCGUUGUGUGAGUCGUUUGGUCUAGUCAAUGCACUUUUGUACAUUAUACAGUAUAUGUAAUUAUACAAGUAGUAUUUAUAUACACAAAUGCUUGGUUCAUGUAGUUAGAUUUUGUUCAUCUUUUGUCUGGAUGCUUGGUUUUUUU